This is a messenger RNA of Cercopithifilaria johnstoni, 1455 nucleotides long. NCBI's taxonomy places the organism in Eukaryota, Metazoa, Nematoda, Chromadorea, Rhabditida, Onchocercidae. The record is from the annotation of a GenBank genome assembly.
AUGUUACCUGUUCCGCAAAAUUCACAAAGUAAAACUUCUGAAACGAGGCGUUCAAAAGUUGCUCUGACUCAUGGUCGAAGCUUAAUGGAUUGGAUUAAGUUGACUUCGUCCAAAAGCACUGAAGCGAAGAUAAAACGAGGUAUCGAUCAUGUUGAACUCACUAAACAUGCAAAUGUUGGCGAUUGCUGGAUUUUGCUCGGUGAAAGGGUGUAUGAUGUGACAGAUUAUUUGGCAUUUCAUCCUGGUGGUGUUGAGGAGUUAAUGCGUGCUGCUGGUACGGAUGGUACGGAUCUUUUUAACAAGAUUCAUUCUUGGGUUAAUUAUGGCACAAUGUUGAAAACGUGCUUUGUUGGACCUUUCAGCGGCGACAGAUAUAAAUUACCCGAACCAAAAACUGCGAAUUUUACUGAAGAAACAAAUCCAAAUAUCGUUAAUUUCGAAGCAGCUAGAAUAAAGGUAGAAGUUAAUUAUGACGGUCAAUUACGAGUAAGUUGUCUGAAGUGGGAUCAACUGAGGGAUGAAAAUGUAUCCUUGGAAUUUACGGAAGGUGUGCUAAGACUGCUGUUGCAUUUUUCAUCUGGUAAAACAGAGGCAUUGCAAUGGACAAAACUGUCGACAACUAUUUUUUAUAAACCUUUUGAUGUCAAUAUUAACGGCAAAACAAUAUCUCUAUCUAGUAAAGGAAUUGAUGAAAAUAUCAUUCGUCAGUGGACUUUGGGAUCGUAUCAUUAUGCACCAGUAUUGAAAUACCGAAGUUGUGAGAUAUUUAAGAUGUGUGAUAUAACACACAAUACUGGUUCAUUUGUUUUGCGAAUGACGCCUCAUUGUCGUUUAAUGGUACCCGUAGGACAUCACGUUCUGUUGCGGAUUUGCAUUAAUGGAAGUUUGAUCGAACGUCCAUAUACCCCCGUUAUUGUAUCGGGAGAUGGGCAGUUUAUCUCAUUUAUGAUAAAAUUCUAUGAAAAUGGUAUUUUUACGUCAAAAUUGCAUAGCAAGAAAUGUGGGGAUUUAAUCGAAAUUAGCGACCCAUUAGGUUGUUUCAAUAUACAGCCCGAUUGCGCUGAUAUGAUAUUAAUGCUGGCAGCUGGAACAGGUUUAACGUCCAUGAUUCGAUUUACAGUUGAACGUCUGAAAAGUAAGAAAAAAGCAACUAUGAUCAUCUUUAACAGAAAGGAGAGAGAUAUUAUACCAGAUGACUAUUUUACGAAAUAUGAAAUACCGUUGAAUCAUUCUUUGAUAGAAAUAAAACAAUGUUUAAGCGAAGCUGACCAAGAAUGGAACGGCGAGAGAGGUAUUAUUUCCAAACAAAUACUGUCAAAAUAUAUUGAUGAAAAUACCGAAAAAACCGCUUAUCGCGUAUUGAUUUCCGGGCCAAAUCUUUUCGUUGAUCUGGCAAUAAAAUUGCUGGAAGAAUUAAAAAUGCCAAUGGAACAUAUUCACGCUUUCCAGAGCUAA